AUACGACGCAGAACGUAUUGGAUUAGGUUUAGAACCUAUUAAACCAUUUAGCAACUAUCGGGAACCAAUCCCCGAAGGUUAUAAUCCAGAUGUUCAUGUAGUUGGAAAAACUAACCCUGAAGAUGGUCCUGUUACCCAAUUUGCAUUUUCGGCACGUCCUGCUGGGGCGGUUCCAAAAGAUCUUACUGGUAAAGAUCCACUUAAAAUUUCUGAUUUAGAAGAAGCAAGAGCAAAUAUUACAAAAGCUAUUCAGCAAGGUAAAUUUGAUAAUGGUAAACCAAUUACAGCUGAUUUGUUGGGUAAUGUGAUUCAAUCUACAACAAUUGAAUUGAAGGAAUAUAGAAAAUAUGGAGAUUUACAUAAUAAUGGUCAUUUCCUAUUGUCUUAUGUUCAUAAUCCCAAUGCUGAUGAUAAAAAAAAUAACCCAGGAAUUCUUAUAGAACCAAGGUCUGCAGUUCGUGAUCCAUUAUUUUUCAGAUGGCACAAACAUAUUGAUGAAUUCUUUGUAUCAUGGCAAAAAACACUUCCUCCGCACGAUUUCAAAGAUUCACCACCUGUUAAAAUCCAACAAAAUGGGUUCAUACUUGCAUUCAAAGAUAAAAUUCCUGGAAUUAAGGGUUUAGGUGAUGUUGAACAAGAUAAAUUGGCUAGUAAAUGGGGUGAGGAGCAUUUUGGUGGAGCUAAUUACAUCAAAGAUCCUGAUGAUGGAGAUGAAGCAGAAUUGGACAAAUUGGAU
Entrophospora sp. SA101 is the source of this 736-nucleotide messenger RNA. The record is from the annotation of a GenBank genome assembly. Lineage: Eukaryota; Fungi; Glomeromycota; Glomeromycetes; Entrophosporales; Entrophosporaceae.